Brassica rapa (field mustard) is the source of this 516-nucleotide messenger RNA. RefSeq lists its product as uncharacterized. NCBI's taxonomy places the organism in Eukaryota, Viridiplantae, Streptophyta, Magnoliopsida, Brassicales, Brassicaceae. The record is from RefSeq and is a predicted model, not a curated record.
AUGGUGAUGACGGAUCCAAAAACGGAGACUUCAUCCGAUUCCAAACCUCGAAUCGAGGAAGCGCCGUUAGAGAAACUUGGAGAUUCUUCAACUGUUUUGGACGAUCCAGUGGAAUCCAGAUCUCCAAAGGAAGAGGAAGAGAAAGAAACGUUCGGGGUUUGGGAGUUCAUGAAAGGAGGUAGUUGCAAAGAGUCAUUCAUGGCUUGGGAAGUUUGUGUAGAGGAAGCUAAGAAGAAGAAAGAAGAUAUCGUCACCAAGUGUAGGGAAGUCUCUACUACCUUGUGUGAAUGUGUGGAUGCUCACUUCGAUUAUUACGGGCCUAUUCUUAUAGUGGCGAAAGUUUUUGAAGAAGAGACGAAGAAGGAGAUGGAAGCCGAGAAGAACAAGGUCCAAGAAGAAGACAUCUCUGAAGAGGAAGAAGCUAGCUCAGGGUUGUUGACUAAGAGUAUAGGAGGAUACAUGCCAAGAUCAGUGUCUGGGAACCUCACUUCAUAUCUUACAAAUACUUUAGCGUAA